Messenger RNA from Gymnogyps californianus (California condor), 2105 nucleotides. It is a transcript of the gene BAG4, whose product is annotated as BAG cochaperone 4. The transcript has 4 exons. NCBI's taxonomy places the organism in Eukaryota, Metazoa, Chordata, Aves, Accipitriformes, Cathartidae. Gene Ontology annotation, biological process: protein stabilization. Bases 1 to 1086 code for a protein of 361 amino acids. The record is from RefSeq and is a predicted model, not a curated record. Gene Ontology annotation, molecular function: protein-folding chaperone binding; adenyl-nucleotide exchange factor activity. Gene Ontology annotation, cellular component: cytosol; nucleus; membrane.
AUGGAGCCCCACGAUCGCGCCGCCGAGCCGGGCCCGCCGUGGCCCCCCGGGUCCCCCCGCCCGCCGGCGGCGGCGCAGGCAAUGGAUUCUCCCUACGCAAACGGAGCCUACAGCCCGCCGUACCCUCCGGCUCCCGGCACUGCUCCGCACUACACCGGCCUGCCGCAGACACGGGGUUACUACUGCUCCGGGCCCCCGCGGACCCCCUACCCUGCGGAGUCCACGGGCAUGUACCGGCCCCCGUCGCCUGCUCCCCCCUGGAGCUACGCCCCACCGGACUGCCCCGCCGAAGGGUCCUCUCUCAGGAGGCAGCAGGUUCCUGGCUACUCCCCACCGCAGACCCCGGGAAUGCCCAUCCCGCAGUACCCAUACGGAGACAGCAAUGCAGGGGUCACGGCGCAGGGGCCUCCGCCACAGCCCAGACCCCCGGAGGACACGUGGGCUCCCCCCGCCGUCUAUGGGGUGCAGCCGCGUUAUGCGUGGCCCGCCGCUUCGGUGCACAGGAACCCGUUCGUCUCCGAAUCGCACCCACCCUGGACUGGCAGCGGAGCUCCUUCCCACCCUCCUGCCUGGGACCCCAAGGAUACUGCUUACGACAAACCUGAGCAAAGUGCAAACCACCACAACUACUAUUCCGAUGUCAAUCACCAGCACUCUGGGACAAUGAAUGACCACAAGCCAGCCGCUCCGCUCAACGCCAAGCCAUCCCCCUCAAACCCCAAGGUGCAGUACAGCGCGCAGCCCCAAAUGUACGACAGUGCGUCUCGGAAGCUUUUGGCUGGGAACCGGGAGGCUGGCUUUAAACCCGGUGACCAGCCUUCAACAAAUUCUGCAGCCAUCCAGCCAGAGAUUCAGAGAAUCCUCCACGUUAUGGGGGAGGCUGAACAGCUGGAGCAAGAGGUGGAUGAAUUCGUAGGGAAAAAGACAGAUAAAUCCUACCGGCUUCUGGAGGAGAUGUUGACCAAGCUGCUGUUGGAACUGGAUUCCAUCGAGACUGGUGGCCAGGACGGUGUUCGGCAGGCCAGGAAAGAGUCUGUCCACAGAAUUCAGGCCAUACUGGAAAAACUGGAAAGAAAGGGAUUGUGAAAGCACAUCAGCCACAACGCACAGCCUGUUGUUGAGGUUCCAAAGAGUUUUAGUUCUGUUAAAUCUCAGCUCUUUCUGCUACGCACUAUUGACAACGGAAUAGCAAUAAGCCCUGAGUUAAAAAAACAAAACGAAACGAAACCACCCAAAAAAACCCCCAGAAGCCCAGCCCCAACAAAUGACGUGGCAGUGGACAAAUUAAGAGAGGUCUGAAGCAGCAAACUGAACUGUUCGUUUGUUCCAGGCUUUGGCAAAGCAGAACCACCUGAGGUACGUACGCUGUGGAGGUCUCCGGGGGGGUCCGCAUCCUCUUCAUCACCAGGAAGAAAAUCACUGUACAAAGUUCCCCAAACCAGGCCCAAUCCAGAGGGGCCUCCUGCCGCCACAGCAGUUCUUUAAACAGCCGGAACACUUGUCAGAUGUGGUCACAACGGCACUGCAACGUGCAGCCACAAACCAAGGCUCUGGGCUUGUCAGUCACUGCUUGUAUUUUCAGCUUCAGCUUCCUCGCCGUAAAAACCUGUGUGUCGUCCUGGGGUUUUGUGUGGUUUUAGUGCACUCAAGUAGCGACACUGAAGUGCUGCAGAAAGGGACCACGCUGGCAGCCCAUCAAUGCAAGCAGAUGUCACGUCGUGCUCUUCCUCCUCUGUCGUGAAGAGCCAGUCCGUGCUGUCCCCCAUGGACACGGGAACACAGCCUGGAAUUCUCAGUUCUGCCACUGAAAAGGAGAGGCACAAGCAGAGGAACGAUGUCAGAGCAGAGCAACCCGAAACGGCAGGAUGCUUGGAAAUGCUUUCCAGGUGACUUGGGUAAAAAUCCACUUUUUAAUUGUGAUGUCCUUCCACGUACUGCAAGUUUUGUGUGCCAGGGCAAAGGCCAUACUUGUGGCACUGUACAGGACAGGGGGGAAGGGAACAGCUCAGCCUACUGUUAACCUUCGGGUUACAACAUGUUAAGUGAAUCAUUACUGUGUGUGACGAGAUAAUAAACCCUGACAACUUUUAAAUGUUAUUUUGUAA